AUGGGCCGAGGACAGAGAGCACUGGGCAGAGGUGCUGGGCUGACUGAGGCUAGGCAGCCUGCACUUGUCUAUGCUGCACGUAGUCGUGAGGAUGGAGAUAUUUCGGACGUCAUCACGGACAUAGGCUUUACACAUUCCUACGUUGCAUGUUUUGUGUCUGAGUCUUUGGGAAUACCGUAUGAGAGCACUUCUACUGAGAUUUCAAUGCCUUACUUGGAUCUGUUUUUGGUGGUUUUCAUCGAUGACAUUUUGGUGUAUUCUAAGUCUGAGGACGAGCACGAUAAGCAUUUAAGAGUGGUUCUACAGAUCCUUUAUGAGAAACAGUUGUUUGCAAAGUUUACAAAGUGUGAGUUUUGGCUUAUGGAGGUAACGUUUUUAGGGCAUGUGGUUUCUGCUGAGGGGAUUCGAGUAGAUCCUUGUAAGAUUGAGGCUCUUGAGCCUGGUAAGGACUUCGUGGUUUACAGUGAUGUGUCACAUGUGGGUUUGGGUUGCAUCUUGAUGCAAGACGGUAAGGUAAUUGGUUAUGCAUCUCAACAGCUUAAGACUUACGAGGCUAAUUAUCCGACGCAUGAGUAUCACCCUAGAAAGGCCAAUGUGGUAGCUGAAUCAUUAAGCCGUAGGGCUGUGGCUAAUUUGAGAGCGUUGUUUGCUAGAUUGAGUCUUUGUGACAAUGGGAGUCUCCUGGCUGAGUUGCAGGUUAGGCCGAUGUCGCUGGUUCAGAUUAAGGAUAAACAGUUAGGAGAUGAGUCUCUUCAGUUUCAAUUUCUUCAAGUUGAGACUAGGACUACUACUGACUUUAGGAUUAGUAGUGAUGGAGUACUGUGUUUCCGAGGUAGGAUCUGUAUACCUAAUGAUGAAGAUUUGAGACUGUCGAUUUUGAAGGAGGCACAUAGUAGCCUUUACGUUAUGCAUCCUGGUUAA
Molecule: messenger RNA, 921 nt
Organism: Gossypium arboreum
Lineage: Eukaryota; Viridiplantae; Streptophyta; Magnoliopsida; Malvales; Malvaceae
Exons: 6
Coding region: 1-921 (306 amino acids)
Source: RefSeq, a predicted model, not a curated record